This is a messenger RNA of Syngnathoides biaculeatus (alligator pipefish), 4245 nucleotides long. It is a transcript of the gene taf4, whose product is annotated as TAF4A RNA polymerase II, TATA box binding protein (TBP)-associated factor. NCBI's taxonomy places the organism in Eukaryota, Metazoa, Chordata, Actinopteri, Syngnathiformes, Syngnathidae. The transcript has 16 exons. Gene Ontology annotation, biological process: transcription initiation at RNA polymerase II promoter; DNA-templated transcription. Gene Ontology annotation, molecular function: protein heterodimerization activity; DNA binding; RNA polymerase II general transcription initiation factor activity. Gene Ontology annotation, cellular component: transcription factor TFIID complex. The coding region runs from base 823 to 3093 and encodes 756 amino acids. The record is from RefSeq and is a predicted model, not a curated record.
AAUGUUUCUAUAGAAUUUCAUUAGGGUGCAGCGCAUAGGAAAUACUUGAGGUCCUAUCCCUGACAGCAGCGUGUUUCCUUUCAGGGCGGGUGUGACGCCCACUCCGCCUCUUCACUUGCAACAACUUCACUUUCUGUCCACAGCACUGCAGCCAUCUUGCACUUAAGUCUCGACCGUACAUGAAUUUCGAAAAAGGACACUUCUUCUUUUUGUAAAGCACACUAACAAUUCACUGAAAGUCGCCGUUGGCUAGUCUCAAAAGGGUCAGUUAAUGCAGCCGCAAAAACGAGUCGCUUGGGACGCACUGUUUACCGAAAACAUUUGGAGACCGCGGCUGCGUUUACUGCUGAGAACCGACCCUUCAGAAUGACAGUAGAUGCCAUUAGGACCGCCUUUUAGGCCGCGGAGCAGCCAAUCACAGCUCAACUCAAGAGGACAGGCUGCCCUGCGCAUGCGCAUGUCACUUGGUAAGUCCAGUGCAGACGAGCCUUCACUUCUCGCCAGCUCGCGAAGAGUAAAGAUGGCGGCUGUCCCUGGUCUGCUGGAUGAGCUUAAAUUACACAGAGAGGAAGGAAUACGCCGGCAGGGAGAUGAGUAGAUGCGCCAAAGUGUAGUCCCAUCACUUUCUUCAUUGUUUCUGCUCCUAACAAGUUGGAAGCGUAUGGGGUGUCUGCAUAACGACGUCCCCAUGGUUAGUCGGCGGACUUUGCCACGGGACACGAGGCUGGCAGAACUCUCAUUGUCAGUGUUGGUGUAACUAAUCGUCCUCACUCGUCAGGAGGAAGCGGGCUCGUAGUCUGUGCACACGUUCAAUGACCAAUUAUGAACUGUCACAAUUCAGGAAGUGCCGUACCUCCAGCGGGAACGACAGUGGCGAGUUGUAACACCUACCCCGUGACUUGUGUCAGUAACUCUGCACCCGUGUUGUCCAAGGGUUUGCCCAAUUUAACGACCUCGUCAAGCACCGUCAUCCAGACGCCGAUCCCCAAUUCGCUCGGAGUAAUCGCCUCAACUCCGACUGUGUCCCCGGCAUCAGGAGCCACCGUCACCCUCGUCAGGCCUCCUUUGCAAACCGUGGAGUUGGGUCCAACUUUAAACGGGAACAAUGAUGGGGUACGGGCAGUGCCUCCCCCGAUCAAGGCAGAGUCCCCCGCCACCAACAUCCAGGCUCUAUCGCAGCUCCCUGUCAGUUGUGACGCUGCUGCUCCUCCUCGUCUCGCUGGUCCAGGUGGUGUGCAAACACUAACGCAACAGAUUGUAUCACCCAGGCUCCCUUUGACAUCCCCGGGGCAGCCCAGUAUACAUAACAUCCAGCUUCCACCAGGGAUGGUGCUUGUACGCUGUGAGACUGGACAAUUGUUGAUGAUUCCUCAGCAGGCGCUGGCCCAGAUGCAGGCACAGGCGCAAGGAGGCAUGGCACCCAGAACUGCUACACCAAACAUACCUCCAGGCCAGGCUCCUGGAAACAGCAUAAUUAAUAGACAUACAACUCCCAGCACCAUUAUCAGACAGGGCUGUCCAACUCCAACAUCGUUGCCUUCCACCACCACUCUUCGUAGACCUCCUGUCCUUCAGGGUUCAGUGGCGCCGGCCAUGCCAAGAAUGAGCCAGAGAAGUCAAACAGUUGGGAACACGGUUCCGUCAAUUACAAUGAGUAAAGACACAAUGGAGAAUGUGAACAAAUGUAGGAACUUCUUGUCUACACUGAUCAAGCUGACUUGCACAGGCAAGCGAUUAACCGAGGCUGCCAGUGUGAAACAGCUGGUUAAAGACCUACUGGAGAAUAAACUAGAAGCUGAGGAAUUCACCAGCAGACUAUAUAAAGAGCUUAACUCAUCGCCCCAACCGUACCUAGUGCCUUUCCUUGAGAAAAAUCUUCCCGCCUUGAGGCAACUUACACCAGACUCUGCAGCCUUCAUCCAGCAGAGUCAGCUUGCCCAGCCAUCAUCUGGAUCAGUCUUGUCCACCUCACAAAGCGCCACCACAGUUGUCCUCAGCAGGACUGCUCCUCGUCUCACCACUCAAAUUAACAGACCCCAGCUUCAGCCAAAUGUUAGCAAGCCUGGACUGACACCAUCACUUGUCCUCCAGCCUCAGCAGCAGAGAGCAAUGCUGAGACCUCAGGUCCCCAUAGCCGUGUCCCCUGUGGUGAAUCUCAGGAAUCAAGCCCCUGGUCGCAUCGUGCUGGGGCAGCCACCGGUCCAGUUUAAAGAGCUGAAACCAUUUCCCGUCAAGCCGGAGGCGCCAGCUGUUUCCAGGCAAAGUGCGGCUGCAGUCUCGAGUCUAGCCCAAAAUAAUAGGCUAAAAGAAGCAGGUGGUACUUUCAAAGAUGACGACGACAUCAAUGAUGUAGCCUCCAUGGCUGGAGUAAACCUAUCUGAGGAAAGUGCCAACAUCCUCGCAACCAAUUCAGGACUUGUAGGAGCAGUGACACAUUCCUGUAAAGAUGAGGCUUUUCUUUCCUGCGCCAUGUUACAGAGGAGAAUUCUGGAGAUUGGCUGCAGGCAUGGAGUGACAGAUUUUGGUCCAGAGGUACUAAAUUGUGUCUCUCAUGCUACUCAACAUCGGCUCCGCGAUUUGCUGGAAAAGGUUUCCCUCGUGGCACAGCAGAAAAAUGGCAAUUUCAAGGAGGAGGACAACCAUGAAGUGUGCAGUGAUGUUCGUUCUCAGCUUAAGUUCUUUGAGCAACUGGAUCAGUUAGAGAAACAGCGGAAGGAGGAACAGGAAAGAGAGAUUCUCUUAAAGGCGGCUAAGUCUCGAGCCCGUCAAGAAGACCCAGAACAGCUACGUCUGAAACAGAAAGCGAAAGAGAUGCAGCAGCAAGAACUGGCACAGAUGAGACAGAGGGAGGCUAAUCUGACUGCUCUUGCUGCCAUUGGCCCGAGAAAGAAGAGGAAGAUUCCAGACUCUCCAUCUUCCACUGCUGUAACAGAGGGAUCAGGCCCCAAUCUUUCAGGGGGUGCUGGAUCAUCAGGCUCCAGGCCCACACGGCAGCGGAUCACACGUGUCAAUCUCAGGGACUUGCUCUUAUGUUUGGAGAACGAGCGAUUUACCAGUAGCUCCAGUUUCCUCUACAAAGGCUUUCUUAAAUAGGCGGAGACGAGGAGAGUCUAGUGUGUGGAGAGAGUCCUCCCAGCACACUGAGGGCAAACAAGGUUCCAAAUGCAGAGUAGUUGAAAUUGUGGUUUUUUUUCACAGAAAGAAAGAGGACCUAAAACGUCAAAGUUUAUACUGUAACUAUACAUUGAAUCACCUUUCUACCUCCCCCCCCACAAAGGCUUAGUUAUUUCCUAAGUAGCGAUGGACUCUCACAAUCUUCCCUCUAAAAAUCUGAGAAUUGAAUUUUGACGGGUCAAUGAUAAAUGAAUUUAUGCAAGUAAGCGCUCACUAGUUUAAUUUUCUUGUUCCUUGUUGGUAUUUGCAUUACACUUUGAAGCACUGAAAAUAACCAUUUUUGUUCAAAAAGAUGCCACAAUCAUAUUAAAUCAUUAUUUUUGGUGAUAUAUUUUUUUAAAAUGUACAUCCACACAGUUUGACCUACUGAAUUGCCUUUCUAACUAUAAGCCAUAUAGCAACUUCUGCUGUAACCCACAAAGCAGUACAGUAAAUAUCUAGCUCCUCAUUACUAAGACUGGAUUUUAUUUGAUGUAUAUUUAUUUACCAAAUUUGUUCUUGAAUCAGUUCAGUUAUUUAUUUAAUUUUAUUUUAUGCAUUGUCAUAUGCCUUGUGUGUGUGUGUGUGUGUGUGGUGUGUGUGUGUGUGUGUGUGUAUAUAUAUAUAUAUAUAUAUAUAUAUGUGUAUGUGUGUAUAUAUAUAUAUAUAUAUAUGUAUAUAUAUAUAUAUAUAUAUAUGUGUAUAUAUAUGUGUAUAUGUAUGUGUGUGUGUGUUCAUUAAUUUUUUCAUAACUUUUAUGGUGUUGUAGAUUUCAACGUGUGAAGUGCUUCUAAUCUAAAAACCUUUGUCUUGAUUUAAAUAUCUCCCAAGUCACAUCCCAAUUUUUAGCUGCCAAUAUUUCACUGUUUUUCUUUCUAAUAGAUAUUGGCAUUAUGUCUCUUAACUGAAUAUAUUUUGUGCUUUCAGCCCUUUUAUCUUUUAGUAUCUUAUUGGGGGGAAAUGUGUAUAUUUGUAAGUGUUCCAUCUUAACUUUUACAUAUUUUUAAUAGCUGUGAAAAUUCACCCAUAUUAAAACAAAUGUUUUAUCAAAUGAACAUUUUGAAUAAAUUAACAUUUUUGCAAGUAACCUUA